CGAGCGCGAGACCGGCCGAUCCCGGAAGUGCGGAGCGGCGCGGGAGCCGGGCCGCGGGCAACGGCAGCAGCAGCGAGGCCGCCCGCCCGCCCGCUUUACCGGCCGCCAUGACGAACUUUAUCUCGGUGCAGCUCAAGAAGGCCUCGGAGGUGGACCUGGCCAAGCCGCUGAACAAGUUCAUCCAGCAGAGCUACCCGAGCGGCGAGGCCCAGGCCGAGCACUGCCGCGCGGCCGAAGAGCUCAGCAAGCUGCGCAAGAGCGCGCUCGGCCGCCCGCUCGACAAGCACGACAGCUCCCUGGAGACGCUCCUGAGGUACUAUGAUCAGCUGUGUUCUAUUGAGCCAAAGUUUCCAUUCUCUGAAAAUCAGAUCUGUGUGACAUUUACAUGGAAAGAUGCCUUUGAUAAAGGAUCACUUUUUGGAGGAUCUGUCAAACUGGCUCUGGCAAGUUUGGGGUAUGAGAAGACUUGUGUUUUGUUCAACUGUGGAGCAUUAGCAAGCCAGAUUGCAGCCGAACAGAAUCUAGAUAAUGAUGAAGGUCUGAAAGCUGCAGCUAAACACUACCAGUUUGCAAGUGGCGCUUUCCAGCACAUUAAAGACACCGUCUUGUCGGCACUGAAUCGAGAACCCACCGUGGACAUCUCUCCAGACACAGUUGGAACUCUCAGCCUUAUUAUGUUGGCUCAAGCUCAAGAAGUGUUUUUCUUGAAAGCGACAAGAGAUAAAAUGAAAGAUGGUAUUAUAGCUAAACUAGCUAAUCAAGCAGCAGAUUAUUAUGGUGACGCUUACAAACAAUGUCAAUAUAAAGAUACUUUGCCCAAGUAUUUUUAUUUCCAGGAGGUGUUUCCUGUUCUGGCUGCAAAGCACUGCAUUAUGCAGGCCAAUGCAGAAUACCAUCAAUCCAUCCUGGCAAAACAGCAGAAGAAAUUUGGUGAAGAAAUUGGGAGGUUACAGCAUGCAGCAGACUUGGUAAAAACAGUGGCGUCCCGUUACGAUGAAUAUAUAAAUGUUAAGGAUCUGGUUGACAAAAUCAAUCGGGCGCUUACAGCUGCAAAAAAAGAUAACGACUUCAUUUACCACGAUCGUGUCCCUGACCUGAAAGACCUGGAGCCCAUCGGCAAAGCCAGCCUCGUGAAGUCGACUCCCGUCGUCGUUCCCCUCAGCCAGAAAUUCACGGACCUGUUUGAGAAGAUGGUUCCAUUGGAAGUUCAGCAGUCCGUGAGUGUUUAUAACCAAAGAAGGGCAGAUCUAGUAAAUAGGCUAAUAGCUCAAAUGAGAGAAGCCACAAAUCUGGCAAAUGGCGUGCUGGCUUCCCUCAACCUUCCUGCUGCUAUUGAAGAUGUGUCUGGUGACAGUGUUCCGCAGUCUAUUUUAAACAAGUCUAAGUCUGUGAUUGAACAGGGAGGAGUUCAAACUAUUGAUCAGCUCAUCAAAGAUCUGCCUGAACUGCUGCAGAGGAACAGAGAAAUCUUAGAUGAAUCAUUAAGAUUAUUAGAUGAAGAAGAAACUACAGACAAUGACCUGAAAACAAAAUUCAAAGAACGCUGGCAGAGAACGCCGUCCAGUGAACUCUAUAAGCCCUUAAGGGCAGAGGGAGCCAAUUUCCAUAAUAUUUUGAAUAAGGCGGUGCAUGCGGACGGGCUGGUUAAAGAGCGCUACCAGUCUCACCGGGACACGAUUGCGCUUCUGUGCAAGCCAGAGCCGGAGCUCAACGCAGCCAUUCCCUCUGCCAACCCAGCCAAAACACUACAAGGAAGCGAGGUUGUUAAUGUCCUAAGGUCUUUGUUAGCCAAUCUGGAUGAGGUUAAGAAGGAGAGAGAACAACUUGAAAAUGACCUGAAGUCAGUGAACUUUGACAUGACAAGCAAAUUCCUGGCCGCCCUUGCACAGGAUGGUGCUAUAAAUGAGGAAGCUAUUUCUGUGACCGAGUUAGACAGAAUUUAUGGAAGYUAUACACAGAAAGUGCAAGACUCCCUCAAGAAGCAGGAAGAGCUUCUGAAAAAUAUUCAGAGCGCGCAUCAGGAGUUCGCCAAGGUGAAGCAGUCGAACAAUGAAUCUAAUUUAAGGGAAGAAGUUUUGAAGAACUUAGCUGUAGCAAACGACAACUUCGUGGAACUUGUUGCCAAUUUAAAAGAAGGCACAAAGUUCUACAAUGAACUGACAGAAAUUCUUCUGAAAUUCCAAAACAAAUGCAGUGACAUCGUCUUUGCUCGCAAGACCGAAAGAGAUGAACUGCUUAAAGAUCUGCAGCAGAGCAUUGCGCGGGAGCCGAGCGCUCCCUCGAUYGCGGUGCCUCCGUACCAGGCGGCGCCGGGCGCGGGUGCCAAGCCCGCCGCAGCGCCCACGCCGGCGCCCAGGACCAUGGUGGGGACUAAACCACAGCCACCAGCACGGCCACCACCGCCUGUGAUUUCUGCAGCCAGCAGCCCCUCCUCUGCACCGGCAGCCCCUGCCGCUGCUCCUGCCGCUCCAGUGGCUCCAGUUGCUCCGGCUGCCCCGGCAGCCAGCGCGCCCGCCGCAGGCCCGGCGCCCUCGCAGCCCCAGGGCCCUCCCUACCCCACCUACCCCGGCUACCCAGGGUAUUGCCAGAUGCCAAUGCCAAUGGGCUAUAAUCCAUACAUGUAUAACCAGUAUAGUCUGCCAUAUACACCUUCACCAGUGUAUCAAACCCCAGGACAACCUCCAUACCCAGGACCUCAACAACCUGGAUACCCUUUUCCUCAACAGCCUUAUUAUCCCCAGCAAUAGUGUGUUUGCAAACAAACUUGGCUUGUUAAAAAUUGGGAAAAAAUUGCAAUAAGCAUACUAGAACUUUAGCUCCAGUUAAUGUAUCAUACUGAACUGUUUGCAGUCCUUAACUCCUGUCUAUUGUUAACUGCUCAAAAAUGCUUAGAUCAGCUUUUGAUUACACUACAAACUUUGGAGGAUCUACUGCAGCAGUGCAGACUUAGAGUCAAAAUUAGAGCCUAAGUCAGUGGUCUCAAACUGUACACUGUCUUUUGACUAGACCAAAAUAUUUCUUUGCAGAAAUCCUAUAAAUAACUUUUGGGAUCUGAUAAGAAAAGCUGAACUGGUGCGUGCACUGGGUGUGAUAUAUUCUAUGAAACUAUAUAUCAUUUCCUUCUAUAUUUUAUCUUUUUUUUUUCUCCUGAGGUUAGUUAAGAUAUGCUAUUUUGUCUAAUAAUCAACGCCUUGUAAAUCAUAAGUAAAAAAAUAAAUUACAUAUAAGAACACUUUAAACACCUUGCAUUCUCAUUUGCCAUGAGAUUUUUUUUUGUCUUUUUUUACCUUUUUCUGUUGACUUGCAGUUGGCCGUAACAUAUAUGUAAUUUCUCAAACGCUUAACCUUACGACUGAAUUUUCAUGUCUUUCCUUCAAACCUGGUGUGAUUGUGACAGAGUUUGUAUUUGUGACAGAGUUUGUAAUAAGCCUUUUAAAUAUUGCUAGAUGAGGUUGUCUUGUGGGUAGAGUUGUCUUGUAACUUUGAAGUGUAUUGGACUAAAAGAUUUUCAUUACUCUUUUUAAUGAACAGUUUAAACUCCAGAAUACUGCUUAAAGACAAGAUCAAGCCAUUUACUGUGUGUUCUCAUGGGACCAGUGACUGGUAGAUAUAACUUGUUUUUUUCCUGGAGAAAACAAAAAAAGCUUAGAAAAUCUGUAAUUGUUCAAAAUAGGGAAACUAGUGAUUGCUGGAUCUUUUCAGAUUGUUUUUAAAUGAUUCAUUUUCCCUCGAAAUGAGCUCAAAACAUAAUACAUUCCCCUCAGGGACCUUCUUACCAGUGAAGGUUUUUGGUUUGUUUGUUUUUGGUGGAAAAAAAGAUCAUCUUGUAACUUAAAUGUUGGAGAUUUACUUUUAGAUCCAUCUUCUCAAGCAAUGAGUAACCUUGCACUAUAUUUUUUAUUAGAUAGUGAAGAAGGCAAGCUUGUGGCUAAUAGCUUCAACCAAAUAUUUGCUAAACAUCUUUCUGUCAUUUUUCUACAUGUUUGUCUAGUGAAGGACUCUGUAUUCCUUUAGCCCUUUACAUGACUUAUCUGGUUCUGUAGAGUAGGUUCCUUUGUGCUCCCAGUUGUUCUACACAAGAUAUUCUGGUCUUACAGAAUAGCCAUCAAAAUGUGUGUGUUAAAUGCCAUUUUUUUCCCCUUCUCUGUGUAAGUGCCUGAUCAAGAUAACAAGAUAUAUUUUAAUAUAGGGGUUUAGAGGGUGGCAGUUACUGUAGCAUCUGAGUGGAAAAUUCACUGGAUCUUGUUAGGCUUUUCCACUUCAAGCGAGCAGCAUGUGUAUCUGUAUGAGCUCCUUCUUUUGAUCUCAUUUUCUCAUUGCUCUAAGCCAUCACUCCUAUGACUUUGUGAAGACUACCUUUUGUCAAGUACUUCUCCAGCCCUGGAGAUAAUACAGAUAAAAAUGGUGAAAAGCAAGUGACACUGAUGAUAGAAACAUAAAAUGUCAAAGUCCAGUUCCAAGCAUAUCUUUUAACUCUGCAGAAGCUUGGUGAUGUGGAUACAGGAUGAAAUAGAGGAACGUAGAUAGAACAGUGCUCRAGGAUUAGGUGCCUUGCAUUUCUUUAUAAACAUGUCUAAAUGGGAAGGGACAGGAACCCUUUCCCCUAUUUUUCCCUAAUAAUGAUAAUAUAUGUAACAAGCAAGGACAAUGAACACAAGUUAGAUAGUUGUUUUGAACCAUGAAUCYGAACAUGAUCUUCCUCUUAACUGGAAAAACAGGAGACUUCCAACUAACUCUGUUGCUUCAAUGUGAGCAAGUGCUAAUGCAGUCUCCUAAAUUCUAAUUUUUGCUACCUUAGGGCCUUUAUGUUUUGGGGUAUAUUAUGUUGGCAAGUUUGAGUCUAGGCUCAGUCUAUAAAACUUGUUUAAAUGCGGCAUAAAAAUGUAACUUGUUCAGCAUAAAAAUUACUGGAAUUGAAAAUUCCUAUUAAAAUUUCAUAGAUCUGAAAUAGUGGUUUAAAGUAUUUUGCAGUUACAUUACUGCUUAUUUUACUAUUUGAAUGUGUAUAGAAAUCUGUGUAUUACAUCCAGCUUUCUCAUGACUUUUUUUGACUUCUUUUCUAAAAAAGAGAACAGAAAAAUCCAGAGAUAUGUUUGUAUCUACAUUUAAGCAUGAAGCUGUCAUGACUUCGGUUGAAAUGUUAACCUGUUCUUCUAUAGUUUAUUAAAAAAAUCAGUUAGAAAACCUGAUUCCAUGACUUCUCUCUUCAGUACUGUGGCCUCAGACAAGGGCUGCUUUGGAUGGAAAYGUGUUACGGACCCCCCCAAGUAAGUUGCUCUGUGGUGAAUGCACUUAGUGUACCCGCUACCAUGAGGCUGUACAGAUGCAGUUGCUUCACUGUACAGCUGCUGCCCUCUAACAGCAGCCACAUUUAUAUUCUGGUAGUUGUAUAUAUGCUCUGACUUAGUGGAGGGCAUUUUUCUUAGAUUAUACAAGGGGAAAUAGUGAUGUCCUUCUGCCUGCGUAAGUUUUGUGUUGGAGUUUAAUGUCACAAACUUCUUAGGCUGGUUUUCAUGUGACUAACAGCACCACAGUUAAGCUGGGCAAGGGGGUAAGGGCACUGAAAACUUGCCACAGAGGAUAAAGGGGGCCUGAGAGCACCCUGAAGAGUUGAUUUUUCAAGAGACUAGAUACUACAGCAUUUAUUGCACUUAGUCCAGGGACAGAAGUCUGCUUUGACGUCCAUGCUGAGGCUUAAAUGUUUAGUUUUGCCUUUUUUUUUUUUUUUUCCAACUUUCAUGAAACAAACUCUUAUGAAACCAACUAUUACAGAUUAUGAGAAAUAGAUGGUAGUUCAGAAACCCUGAACUCUUCAAGGACAAUAGGUCUUUCCUCAGUUCAAUUUCUUUCCAUUUUUUAUUUAUAAAUGGGGCUCCAGAUAAUGUGAAAAGUUAUCUCUUCUGAGCACCAUUUUUUUUACCAAUUUUAUCCAUUGCUAGCUAAUGAAGUUUCAUUCCCAAAAUAGGUUAUAAAAACUCUUCCGAUCAGCAUAAUUUUGUCCAAAUUGUGCAGAUAAGUACUCUGUUAGUUUUUCCAAGUAUGUUGAGGCAGUAUUUGGACCUGUACUUUCUGAAACAAUUUCAUCAAUUGCUAGUUAGUUGGAAAAAGUACCCAGAUUCUUUAAAAAAGAACAACAAAAACAAAAGCACUUUCCAUUAGUUGAAUGAGGUGCUUGUGCAUGGCUUUUUGUGCAUGUCCCAUUCUAAAUUGACUUGAAUUUCAGAGCAUAGCAUGUUUCUGUUACCUUGGUACAUCACUAAACUAGGCUAGGCAGAGUGGUUGCCAUUUUAAAUUCUGGCUGUAUAACACUAUUGAAUAAGACUAUCUAAAUUUUUGAGGCCUCUUUAGUUAAUAUUUUAAAAAUUGUGGGUUUUGCAAAAUUAUUACUGCAAAGUAAUCCAAAACUGCUUAUUUAU
Nothoprocta perdicaria is the source of this 6416-nucleotide messenger RNA. RefSeq names its product programmed cell death 6 interacting protein (gene PDCD6IP). The coding region runs from base 108 to 2747 and encodes 879 amino acids. Gene Ontology annotation, molecular function: protein binding. Gene Ontology annotation, cellular component: endosome. Gene Ontology annotation, biological process: mitotic cytokinesis. Lineage: Eukaryota; Metazoa; Chordata; Aves; Tinamiformes; Tinamidae. The transcript has 18 exons. The record is from RefSeq and is a predicted model, not a curated record.